AUGGUCCAACCAAAAAACCCAUUUUCCAAGAAUCACAAGAAUCUGUCACUUUCACUUUCACUUUCCAAUAAGCCAAAGCAAAACACCACAGCAGGCCCACCAUCACAAGAGCCACAACAUGUGUCGCAUUAUGAGCAUGGUCCAGCACAAAUACUGCCCAACUUGUUCUUAGGUGCCUGCCAUAAUGCGCAGUGCCCAAAAAUGCUAGAUCGUCAUGGUAUCUCAUGCAUUCUCAAUGUUGCCCAAGAAAUUGAACGGCCUGUGAGCUCAACAAGAAGCAUCCGAUAUCAUCAUUUGCGUUGGACACAUACUCAAAACAACCUUGCACGCCGUGAAUUUCACAAAGCCAUCCGUGUACUUGAAACGGCACAUCACACCAACACCACCGUGCUAGUUCACUGUCAAUCGGGUGUGGAAAGAUCAGCUGCAUUAGUGAUUGCAUACAUUUUGCAUCUCUCACGGCAACAGCAGCUGACACGCAAUAACAACAACAACAGCAACCCUGUAGGCAAGAAAAAGCUUAGCUUGUGGGAGGCGUAUGAUUUUGUACGAGAGCGUGCACCAGCCAUUCGUCCUAACAUGGAACUUCUUUAUCAAUUGAGUGAAUUUGAGACACUUUCUUCACCACGUCGUAAUGGUAUUUCAACCACCAACAACAACUCAACACGCGUACGUCGAUCGGGAUCUGUCAAUGCUAACAGCAUGAUUCGAAAGAAAAGUUUCAGCUCUUCUAAUAACAACAAUAACCACAACAACAACACGAGCAGGCCGCGUGCGGCUAGCUUUCGUUGCCCUGCUAGACAUCGUCGUUUAUUUGAACAUGAGCUACCAGCACCACCACCCAUACCGGCAGCAUCCAAAUCACCUGCAGAAGUGUCUGUGCCUGCACAAACAUCACCUCCUGCACCAACAUCGGUGACGAUAAACGACUCAGCAUGUCUUGUGAUCCUCAUUGCAUGUGCCAGCAUGUAUGUCGUGUUUAGUCAACACCGACAGCGACAUCAUACUACAUCCACCACCACCAACUCCUCCACCACUACCUCCUCCUCUUCUUCAACAAAGCCUUGUUUAAAUUUAGUGCCGAGUGAACCUUCCACGCCAAUGAGCCCCCUUUUUUUGCACUCGUUGUUCCCUAUUUGCUAG
Messenger RNA from Lichtheimia ornata, 1143 nucleotides. RefSeq lists its product as uncharacterized. The record is from RefSeq and is a predicted model, not a curated record. The coding region runs from base 1 to 1143 and encodes 380 amino acids. NCBI's taxonomy places the organism in Eukaryota, Fungi, Mucoromycota, Mucoromycetes, Mucorales, Lichtheimiaceae. Gene Ontology annotation, cellular component: cytoplasm. The transcript has a single exon. Gene Ontology annotation, molecular function: protein tyrosine/threonine phosphatase activity; MAP kinase tyrosine/serine/threonine phosphatase activity. Gene Ontology annotation, biological process: negative regulation of MAPK cascade; protein dephosphorylation.